UAGUGGACGGUUCUUCAGAAACAGCUCGUCAACCACCUCGGUAGCCUGCUAGACAACAUAGCCGAACGAUUCAAGCUAUUUAUACGUUUUCUGUCUAUAUUAGCUACUGUGUUUUAGACACACUUCUGUCGUAUCUACUUGUUAACAUAUUUAAUUUAAUAUUACGUUAUUUUGUAUUAGUCAGCUAUAGUAUCUGGCCGGUUAAGUUAGCACUAGCCUAGUCGCUAAUGAUAGCUAGCUAACACCCCCGACCAUGAGCUCCCUAAACUUCUCCCCUCCUGUUAAAGAAGAGGAGGUCUGCUGGAUGGAGAAAGAAGCUCUGGGGCUGAACAUUAUCGUGAAAGAGGAAAAGGAAGAAGAGGAUGUCACAGUAAAACAAGAAGUAGAGUGUGAGGCUGUGACACUGAAAGAAGAAGAGAAAGACGUUUUAGUGAAAGAAGAGGAGGAUGUUACUGUGAAAGAAGAGGAGGAUGUUACUGUGAAAGAAGAGGAGGAUGUUACUGUGAAAGAAGAGGAGGAAGAGAAAGGGGAGGAUGCAGUUUUUGGAGUGAAGAUGGAAGGGGAAAUUACUGUCACAUUGAAAGAUGAAGAGGUGGAGAUAGGAGAUCUGAUUAACACCAGAGAGAGACGGGACUACCGUGGGUCCUCUGGGGAGCCUCAACAACCUCAUGAUGCUGACAAGGCAGAGAAGAGUAUCUCCACAUCAGAACACCUCAAGAAACACCUGCAGAGAUCCACAGGGAAGAAAUCUCACUGCUGCUCUGACGGUGGGAAGAGACUCACCUCCUCAGCAGGCAUUAAAAUUCAUCAGAGAAUCCACACAGUGGAGAAACCUUUUGGCUGUACUCAAUGUGGGAAGAGUUUUACUCAUUCAACCAGCCUGAUAUCACACCAGAGAACACACACAGGAAAGAAAUCUUAUAUCUGUAGCUGUGGUAUAUGUGGGAAGAGUUUUACUCGGCUGAGCACCCUGAUAUCACACCAGAGAACACACACAGGAGAGAAACGAGAGAAACCGUAUAGCUGUGAUGAAUGUGGGAAGAGUUUUGAUACAUCUAGCCAUCUUACUGUACACCAAAGAACACACACAGGAGAGAAAUCGUAUAGCUGCACUCAGUGUGGGAAGAGUUUUUUUACAUCUAACCAUCUGAAGAUACACCAUAGAACACACACAGGAGAGAAACCUUUUAGCUGUACUCAAUGUGGGAAGAGUUUUACUCAGCUAAGCAGCCUGAUAUCACACCAGAGAACACACUCAGGAGAGAAACCGUAUAGCUGUAAUGAAUGUGGGAAGAGUUUUACUCACCUAAGCAGCCUGAUAUCACACCAGAGAACACAGACAAGAGAUAAACCAUAUAGCUGUAAUGAAUGUGGGAAGAGUUUUAUUAGCCAAAGCAGCCUGAUGUCACACCAGAGAACACACACAGGAGAGAAACCUUUUAGCUGUACUCAAUGUGGGAAGAGUUUUGUUCAAUCUGGCAAUCUAAAAGUACACCAGAGAACACACACAGGAGAGAAAUCUUAUAUCUGUGGUCAAUGUGGGAAGAGUUUUUCCUCAUCUAGCAUUCUGACUCAACACCAGAGAACACACACAGGUGAUAAAUCUUAUAUCUGUGGUCAUUGUGGGAAGAGUUUUACCUCAUCUAGCAGUCUGACUCAACACCAGAGAACACACACAAGAGAGAAAUCUUAUAGCUGUAAUAAAUGUGGAAAGAGUUUUAAUACAUCCAGCAUUCUGACUCGGCACCAGAGAACACACACAGGAGAGAAGCCUUAUACCUGUGAUCAAUGUGGGAAGAGUUUUACUCAGCUAAGCGGCAUGAUAUCACACCGGAGAACACACACGGGAGAGAAACCGUAUAGCUGUGAUCAAUGUGGGAAGAGUUUUGCUACAUCUGGCCAGCUUACUUUACACCAGAGAACACACACAGGAGAGAAACCCUAUAGCUGUAAUCAAUGUGACAAGAGAUACUCUGAUAAAAGGUGUCUGAUCAAACAUCAGAAAAUACAUGAAGGAGUUGUUUCAUGAUAUCAAUGAAUUAAUGUUGAAUGUUAACACUUUGUAGUAGGAGUAUUUUAAUAAUGUCACAAUGUAGAAGCCUAAACGUUUGCCCCCUUAUCAUUUGAUUUCAACAUAUGGAUAUUAGCCUCAGGAGGAAAAUCCAGGCUCUGAAAUGGAAGUGUACUAUUUAUGUGAUUUAACAAAAAGUGACUAACACAAAAAGAGUUGUGUUACAUUUACCAUGUUGGUGACCCACUUGAAUCAAAAUGCAACACUUCAAAAUGUAUCUAGCUGUUUUCUACAAAUUGUCCUCUAACCAGGGAUGUACACAUUACUCCCUGAUUCCGUGUGGUUUUUGAGCUGUUAGUGUGGUUUUUGAACAGGAUGUGCAAACUCAUCUCCCUCCUCUCGCUCAAUUGAUUUUAACAUGAUAUCGAUGAGUUAUGACAAAUAAGUGUUGCAUUCCUUUGUUUAGCGACACCUACAUUUAAAUGCAUCACUCCAAAAUGUGGCUAACUGUCUUCGGCAGGUUGUCCUAGAACCAGUGAGCUAAAAGAUAUCUCCCAUUUCCAUGUGUUUUUUUUAGAUGUUAGUUUCAACAGCAAGUACAACCUGAUUUCCCCACAAAUCGAUAUCAGUGAUUUAUGGCUACUUGUCAAAACAAUAGGGGUUUUGGUGCUUGUGUCCAUGGUGAGGACAACUUGGUUUCUGAUUGUCUCAAGGUUGGGCAGUCAAAAAUAUUUGUGUUUUGUGUUUAGCCAGUGUGUUCCAUGGAUCACAAAUUAUUUUGAAUUUCCGUAUUGGAGAUGAGUUUUGUUUGGGCUCAUUCCAAGGGGACGAGAGUUCUAGAAGCUAGUGGGUUUUAGGAAGGGAAAAAUUCACAUUUUUUCUUGUUUUUAAUUGUUGAUAGCCAGUAGACAGCAUGUUUAUAUUGGUGAAGGUGAAGCAUUGUAGUUGAUUAUAUUGUGAAAUGGAAGUUGUUUUCUGUUGGCGGUGCGCAUUCUUUUAAGGUGUUAGUCUUUGUUUUUUCCAUUUAUGUUUUGAUGUUGAACUUUAGCGAGUAUAGCUCGUUAAGCUCGUUAGCGCUAGGACGCACCGAUUGGUGUCACCUCCUUAGUCAGUAUAUGUUACACCUGUGCUGGCUUGUCCAUCUCGUUAGUGGGAAGGUGUUUCACCUGAGCUGGUCCAGGUUCUAUUUAAGAGUGUCUGGCCCAGUGCUCCAGUUGUCUUGAUAGAUGUGGAGAGUCAACACCUUUAGUCCAUCGACCUUUUUGGUUGGCUUCCUGUCUAAGUUUGGUGUGGGUUUUUCUUUCGUUUUUCUCUUCUUGGGCAUAUUUAGUGGGUCUCUUGGUGGGUGUCUUUUGGGUCCCUGUUGUUAUUACUAGUCAACUUCCAGUGGACACCCCCAUAGUGUCUUUCAGAACCCCUCCUAAAAAACAAGCUAAUAUUUUGGGUUGGAUAUUUUAACAUUUUAAUCAAUUACAUUUCCUUAGGAUGCUCAUUUGUCUUUAAGUUUUUUUUAUCCUCUUAUGUUUGUGUACUAAAUAUUUCUGUUUUUCUGUUUUUUCCUGUGAAGCCAUUGUGUUGCAUCCAUGUCUGAAAUGUGCUGUAUAAAUAAAGCUUGAUUUGAUUUGAA
Messenger RNA from Oncorhynchus masou masou (cherry salmon), 3638 nucleotides. RefSeq names its product zinc finger protein ZFP2-like. Gene Ontology annotation, biological process: regulation of transcription by RNA polymerase II. The transcript has 2 exons. The record is from RefSeq and is a predicted model, not a curated record. The coding region runs from base 254 to 2029 and encodes 591 amino acids. Gene Ontology annotation, cellular component: nucleoplasm. NCBI's taxonomy places the organism in Eukaryota, Metazoa, Chordata, Actinopteri, Salmoniformes, Salmonidae. Gene Ontology annotation, molecular function: DNA-binding transcription repressor activity, RNA polymerase II-specific; RNA polymerase II cis-regulatory region sequence-specific DNA binding.